This is a messenger RNA of Aspergillus wentii DTO 134E9, 3178 nucleotides long. RefSeq names its product Kha1p. Gene Ontology annotation, cellular component: membrane. Lineage: Eukaryota; Fungi; Ascomycota; Eurotiomycetes; Eurotiales; Aspergillaceae. Gene Ontology annotation, biological process: proton transmembrane transport. The transcript has 3 exons. Gene Ontology annotation, molecular function: antiporter activity. Bases 282 to 3008 code for a protein of 908 amino acids. The record is from RefSeq and is a predicted model, not a curated record.
GUCAAACUGCAUUCUACUUAGCUGAAUUCGAAGAAAAGAGAGAAACGAAGAUAAGAAGGAAAAAGAUGGAGGAAUGGGGCCUGAACCGACGCGUCAUGCCGCGUGACAGCGCCACGGUUUGGCUCCAUCGCGGCUGGGCUCGAACCAAAGCGUCGAGGGCUUCGAUUCUCUUCCCCGCAACGGAUGAUGCCGUCUUGAAUCAUCUCGAUCAUCUCGAUCCCCCAUCAUGGUCUUUCGUAUAAUAUUAUUGUUCUUUUGACCGUCUCCUUGCUGAGUGUCGGAUGGUAUCUCCCAUGAUGGCAACCACCACCUCCUCAGCUUCUGCCUCGAGCACUCAUCGGGCGACUCCUCAAGGAGGAAUCCUCGAGGGAGGCAAUCCGUCUGAAUAUGACCCCAAAAACCCCAUUAUCAUCUUCAUCAUUCAGGCUGGUAUUAUUAUCAUCAUGUGUCGCCUGCUUCAUUGGCCCCUCUCCAAAAUCCGCCAGCCCCGUGUUAUCGCAGAGGUGAUCGGAGGCAUCGUUCUAGGGCCUUCGGUUAUGGGUCGGAUUCCAGGCUUUACGGAUGCUAUUUUCCCGCCAGCAUCAAUCCCGAAUCUGACUCUGGUCGCCAACUUAGGUCUUGUCUUGUUCCUGUUUCUCGUUGGUCUGGAGACGGACCUUCGAUUCCUCGUCAGCAACUGGCGGGUGGCCCUCAGUGUGUCUGCAGCGGGCAUGAUCCUUCCUUUCGGACUUGGGUCGGCCAUCUCUUACGGUCUGUAUCAUAACUUUCGGGAUGAUCCUGGUCUUGUCCACAUUGAUUUUGGGACCUACCUUCUCUUCAUUGGUAUUGCUAUGGCUAUUACGGCUUUCCCGGUUCUGUGCCGUAUUCUAACCGAAUUGGAGCUUCUCGGCACCAACGUGGGUGUGAUUGUGCUGUCGGCUGGCGUUGGAAACGACAUUGUCGGUUGGAUUCUGCUCGCGCUCUGUGUCGCUCUUGUCAACGCUGGUAGCGGACUUACAGCCCUCUGGGUGUUGCUGGUCUGUGUCGGAUAUACCCUCUUUCUUGCCUACGCUUUCCGCCCCCUGUUCAUUCGGUUCCUGGAACGGACUGGCAGUCUGCAGAAGGGUCCUAGUCAGUCAGUCGUCACUUUUACAUUGUUUAUUGCGCUGGCCUCUGCCUUUUUCACGCAGAUCAUCGGUAUCCAUGCUAUUUUUGGGGGGUUCAUUAUCGGCUUGAUAUGCCCCCACGAGGGAGGCUUUGCGAUCAAGCUUACUGAGAAGAUCGAGGAUCUUGUCGCAGCCCUCUUUCUACCAUUAUAUUUCACCUUAUCUGGUCUGAGUACCGACCUAGGGUUGCUCGACACGGGCACUGUUUGGGGAUAUGUCAUUGGGAUUAUCGCCAUUGCGUUUUUGGCAAAGGUGGCUGGUGGUGCAGUUGCAUCUCGUUUGUGCGGUCUUCUUUGGCGUGAAAGCUUCUCAAUUGGUGUUCUGAUGAGUUGUAAAGGUCUGGUUGAACUCAUUGUGUUGAACAUUGGUCUACAUGCCAAUAUCCUCAGCACUCGGACUUUCACUAUGUUCGUGGUAAUGGCGCUGGUAACUACAUUCGCCACCACGCCGCUGACCACCGCUCUGUACCCGAAGUGGUAUCAAACCAAGGUGGAAAAAUGGCGACGCGGUGAGAUCGAUUGGGAUGGACACCAACAACAGCCGGAGGGGCGCGCGGACAGCGUCGCCAUCGCCAAAAAUCAUCUGAAAUCGAUCCCUGUCCGCAAGCUCCUCGUUUAUCUACGCUUAGAUGGUCUCUCCGGGAUCUGUACACUGGCAGCCCUUCUUGGGCCGAGUCGCACCGCUAACCCUCCGGCCCCAAAAGUCCAUCCAGCGAAGAUAAAUGCGAUGCAGUCAGGGGAGCAACCAGUAGAGGAUCCAGUUGCAACCAACGAGCUCGAAGAACAUCAACAGCUUCAGGUGCAUGGCGUCCGUUUGAUGGAGCUUACCGAUCGUGAUUCUAGUGUUAUGAAAGUCUCGGAGAUUGACAACUACACUCUCUGGGAUCCCGUCGUUAACACUUUCCGCGCAUUCGGCGAGUGGCAUGAUAUUUCCAUCAUGGCCGGAGUCUCUGUGGUCCCAGAAUACUCUUAUGCAGAUACCUUUGUGGGCAUGACCCGUGAUGAUGGCACAGAUCUACUUUUGAUUCCAUGGAGUGAGACCGGGGCUAUGAGUGACCAGCAGACCGGCUUUGGAGUUGAUGGAGCUCAUCGAUUUUCGAAUGGACCUUUUACUGAAUUCGUAUCCGACAUCCUAUCCCGUGUCUCCAGCAACAUGGGUGUAUUUAUUGAAAGAAGCGUGUUCCAAAAAUCCGAUGGAAAGAGCCGUCUCCAGGCAAAAAGGUCGGUAAGUGCAAUGAGUAGCCGGAGCUCCAUCUGGAACAGCUCGUCGGCAGUUGCUCGUUCUCAUCACCUCGUCCUUCCUUUCUUCGGUGGAGCAGAUGACCGGUUCGCACUGCGGUUUGUCCUCCAACUCGCACAGAAUGACCAGGUCACAGCGACAAUUAUCCAAGUGGAUGUUCCAACAUCACAAACAUCGAAAUCCCCUGAUCAGACUGUUGUGUCUACUGUUAAUGCAACAACCGCGGAAUCCAGCCGCUCCACCAGAUCUGGCCAAGAUCAAAUAUCAGAUUCUGUCUUUGUCGCAACACUCCGCGACUCCCUACCAACCGAGCUCUCGGAAAGAGUCAUCUUCCAACGAAUUUCCGUCACCGAAGAUGGCACAGAUCCAGUCCAGGCUGUUGUAACCGCCGCCAAGGAGGAAAUGGACCAAACAUCACAUAAAGCAGGCAACAUUGUGGUGGUGGGACGUCACAACAAUCGGGUUGACCAAAAGCCAGAACUCAACCCCUCAUUACAGGAAGAAAUCGGAAUCGAUACCCAUAGUGCCAUCGGGACCGUUGGACAAGCCAUGGUUCGCAGUGAGAACAAGGUUAUUAGUAGUGUCCUUGUACUGCAGGCAGGCAUAAGUCACAGUAGCUUAUAGCUUGCUUUGGUAUACGGGAAGAUGUAUCCAAAUUGUAGAUAUUCUUGGUCUGAUAUUUCCUUGUUUCUUGGAUUAAUACAACAGCCAACUACUUUGUAACUUAAGACCUUGUCUGGGUGUCACUUCUGUGUAAGCAAUAAAAAUAGAAAUGUAUACAUACAUUCGAAGCC